This is a messenger RNA of Oryza sativa Japonica Group (Japanese rice), 2199 nucleotides long. The record is from RefSeq and is a predicted model, not a curated record. NCBI's taxonomy places the organism in Eukaryota, Viridiplantae, Streptophyta, Magnoliopsida, Poales, Poaceae.
UCGCAAAUCCGCACAUCCCUUUCUGCCCCUCGUCUUCUCCCCCUCCCUGGCCGGCCUGUCUAGUACAAAACAAUGGGGACUCGGCUCUUGGCGCUCGCGCCAUGGCUGCUGCUGCUCCUCCUGCAGCUCGCCGGCGCGUCCCAUGUCGUCCACCGGAGCCUCGAGGCCGAGCAGGCGCCGAGCUCGGUGCCGGCCUCCAUUGUCAGCCCCCUGCUCAGGACAGGAUACCACUUCCAGCCCCCGAUGAACUGGAUCAACGAUCCGAACGGGCCACUGUAUUACAAGGGAUGGUACCACCUAUUCUACCAGUACAACCCCAAGGGAGCUGUGUGGGGCAAUAUCGUGUGGGCUCACUCGGUAUCACAGGACCUCAUCAACUGGAUAGCCCUUGAGCCGGCAAUCAAGCCCGACAUCCCCUCCGACCAGUACGGUUGUUGGUCUGGCUCUGCCACCAUCCUUCCCGAUGGCACGCCGGCGAUCCUCUACACUGGGAUCGACCGCCCCAACAUCAACUACCAGGUGCAGAAUAUCGCAUUUCCCAAGAAUGCGUCAGACCCGCUCCUUCGUGAGUGGGUCAAGCCGGCCUACAACCCGGUGGCCACGCCGGAGCCUGGUAUGAACGCAACGCAAUUCCGCGAUCCGACAACGGCCUGGUACGCCGACGGUCAUUGGCGGAUGCUCGUUGGUGGCCUGAAGGGGGCUCGCCUCGGCCUUGCCUACCUCUACCGGAGCCGGGACUUCAAGACAUGGGUUCGGGCCAAGCACCCACUCCAUUCGGCGCUCACUGGGAUGUGGGAGUGCCCAGACUUCUUUCCGUUGCAAGCACCAGGUCUCCAGGCUGGCCUCGACACAUCUGUGCCGAGCAGCAAGUACGUGCUCAAGAACAGCCUCGAUCUCACCCGUUAUGACUACUACACGGUGGGCAUCUACAACAAGGUGACGGAGCGGUAUGUGCCGGACAACCCUGCUGGCGACUACCACCGGCUCCGCUAUGACUACGGCAACUUCUACGCAUCAAAGACCUUCUUCGACCCGGUGAAGCACCGCCGCAUCCUGCUUGGGUGGGCUAACGAGUCCGACAGCGUCACCUACGACAAGGCGAAGGGCUGGGCCGGCAUCCAUGCGAUCCCAAGAAAGGUAUGGCUGGACCCGAGCGGGAAGCAGCUUCUGCAGUGGCCAAUCGAGGAGCUGGAGACGCUGAGGGGCAAAUCGGUCAGCGUCUUUGACAAGGUGGUGAAGCCCGGGGAACAUUUCCAAGUCACGGGCCUCGGAACCUACCAGGCUGACGUGGAGGUGAGCUUGGAGGUGUCCGGGCUGGAGAAGGCGGAGGCGUUGGACCCGGCGUUCGGCGACGACGCGGAGAGGCUGUGCGGCGCGAAGGGCGCGGACGUGAGGGGCGGCGUGGUGUUCGGGCUGUGGGUGCUGGCCUCCGCCGGCCUGGAGGAGAAAACCGCCGUCUUCUUCCGCGUCUUCAAGCCGGCCGGGCACGGCGCCAAGCCCGUCGUCCUCAUGUGCACCGACCCUACCAAGUCUUCUCUUAGCCCGGAUCUCUACAAGCCAACUUUUGCCGGGUUCGUCGACACCGACAUCUCGUCCGGGAAGAUCUCCUUGAGAAGCUUGAUUGACCGUUCGGUGGUUGAGAGCUUCGGCGCCGGGGGCAAGACCUGCAUCCUGUCGAGAGUUUACCCGUCGAUGGCGAUAGGUGACAAGGCCCAUCUUUACGUCUUCAACAAUGGGGAGGCGGAUAUUAAGAUUUCACAUCUGAAAGCGUGGGAAAUGAAGAAGCCGCUUAUGAAUGGCGCCUAAUUAAUUUGCCGCGGAUAUAUAUGAUGGCGACUUUAAUUAAUUGCUAUUAUUAAAUCAUCACUCGCCAUCUGCGAUAUACCGGCCAGAUCGUCCCUGACAUCGAUCUCCUGUUCUUGGCCGAUGUUGCACGCUGCACGAUAUUUGAUUGCUUGUUGCUGAGGAUGAUUGGAGUUUGUAUUCGUGUCUCCAGAUAUCGAAAGACCAGGGUAAUUUUACACUCUUCUUGUACAAUUAAUUGAUUGUAUCACGAGUUGUUUGUAAACAAUUGUUUGUAUCACGAGUUGUUUGCAAACAUUUGUUUGUACCACGAUCGAGUUGUGUGACAAAUAAAUUAAGAUGCUGAUUAUUUCAUCAUGUUACAGAUAAUAAAGAGGUUUUCCGUGAUUUACUUCA